Ambispora leptoticha is the source of this 557-nucleotide messenger RNA. Lineage: Eukaryota; Fungi; Glomeromycota; Glomeromycetes; Archaeosporales; Ambisporaceae. The record is from the annotation of a GenBank genome assembly.
GAAAAAAUGCACCAUUUAUUGGUGCGAUUUCUGUUGGAAAUCCUUUCGAUAUUCUUGGGUCGAAUGUAUCACUGGAAAAUAAAAUUAUAGGAAAAAAUAUUUAUUCUGCAUCUUUAGCAAAUAACCUUAAAAAUAGUUUUGCCGCGCAUGAACACAUCCUAAAAAAACACCCAAAAAUUGAUUCUGCUUACAUUAUGUCGGCACGUUCAAUUCGGGAAUUUGAUGACAGAUGUACGCGUAUAAUAUUUGGUUAUGAUACAGUAAAUGAUUAUUAUCGAGAUGCUAGUUCAUCCCGUUUUGUAACUAAGGUUCGAGUUCCAUUACUUUGUCUCCAAGCUGAAGAUGAUCCAGUUUCAGCCCGAGAGUGGGUUCCAUAUGAUGAAUGCAGGUUUAAUCCAUACGUGAUUUUAGCUACAACUUCACAUGGAGGACAUCUUGGUUGGUUUACUAAUUUUUGGCAUCCAACACGCUGGUGCAUAAAACCAAUAACCGAAUUUUCAAUAGCUAUUAUUGAGGCGGAAAAUUACAAUCAAAAAGAAUUGGAAACAUCAUCGUAA